Leptinotarsa decemlineata (Colorado potato beetle) is the source of this 1809-nucleotide messenger RNA. RefSeq names its product Phosphodiesterase 6 (gene Pde6). Gene Ontology annotation, biological process: signal transduction. Gene Ontology annotation, molecular function: protein binding; 3',5'-cyclic-nucleotide phosphodiesterase activity. The record is from RefSeq and is a predicted model, not a curated record. Lineage: Eukaryota; Metazoa; Arthropoda; Insecta; Coleoptera; Chrysomelidae.
AAUCAUUUAGAACGAAUCGUUGAAAGACCGGGAAAGAUCAUACAACGACACGGUCCUUUACACCGAGCAGAGAGUGGAACUGUAACAGCGGAAGAUAUGCGGGAGAAUGGAUUGAGGAUGCCGACUCUCUUUACAACCGUCUUUGAACUGAGAGAAUAUGGAAAACAAACUCUCGUUUCUAGACCAUCUUCCUUCGACUUGGCCAGUUCCACUUUGGCCCAGAUAGCAGGGUAUGCUGCAUCGACUGGACAAAUCCUUAAUAUCGGAGAUGUGAAGUCUUGGCUGAAAGAAAAACACAGCGAAGGAGAUGCAGAGUCUGCACGGACUAUUCUGUGUAUGCCUAUCAUAAAUGGGCAACGUUCACUGAUAGGCGUGGCUCAAUUGAUCAACAAAGAAAACUAUGUACCGUUCACGGAGUAUGACGUUUCUCUAUUCGAAGCCUUUGCAAUUUUCUGUGGUCUGGGCAUCCAUAAUACUCAGAUGUACGAAAAUGCAUGUAAACUUAUGGCAAAACAAAAAGUGGCUUUAGAAUGUCUCUCAUACCAUGCAACUGCAAGCAACGAAGCUACGGAGAAGCUCCGGAAAGAGGACAUUCCCUCAGCGAGUUUCUAUAAUUUAUAUAGCUUCACUUUCAUCGAUUUCGAGUUAUCCGAUGAUGAUACCUGUAAAGCGACGAUAAGAAUGUUCAUGGAGUGCAAUUUGGUUCAAGAGUUCCAUAUUCCAUAUGAGAUUCAUGAGUGAUUUGGAGAUUCUGGGACUCAUAGUUGCAUGUCUUUGCCACGACCUAGACCACAGGGGUACCAAUAACGCCUUCCAAAUGAAAACUGACUCGCCACUGGCUGUGUUAUACUCCACGAGUACCAUGGAACACCAUCAUUUCGAUCAGUGUGUCAUGAUACUCAAUACCGACAGCAAUAAUAUAUUUCAAGCAUUAUCUCCUGAAGACUAUAGAAAAGUAAUGCGAUUAGUAGAGACUGCAAUCUUAUCGACAGAUUUGGCAAUGUACUUUAAAAAGAAAAAUAAAUUUUUGGAGCUUAUAGAAAACGGAGAAUUCGAUUGGCAGAGUGAAGACAAAAAAGAGUUACUAUCCGGAAUGAUGAUGACAGCUUGUGACGUGAGCGCCAUAGCGAAACCAUGGGAAGUGCAGCACAGGGUGGCUAAACUUGUAGCAGAUGAGUUCUUUGACCAAGGCGAUUUGGAAAGAAUGCAAUUGAAGGAGCAACCUGUGGCACAAAUGGACAGAGAGCGAAAAGAUGAACUUCCCCAGAUGCAAGUAGGUUUCAUCGACCUAAUCUGUCUUCCUCUGUAUAAGGUAUUAUCCGAAACAUUCCCAUGGGUAAAACCCUUGUAUCAAGGCACUUGGGAAAAUCGACAGCACUGGCAAGAUCUUGCAGAGAAAGUGGAAAUGGGACUCACUUGGAUAGACCAUGAUACGAUAGAUAAACCGGUUGAAGCGUUUGGAGAUCCCGAAGAAACGAAAGAUGUAGAAGUAACAGUCCAAACCUUACACACUGUGAGCACGUCGGUUCCUCUGGAAAUCAAAAAACGAAGCAGGCAUAGAUUCUGUCGUGUAUUGUGACACACGUUGUUCUAUAAUAUAAUACUUUAGUCAGUAGUCAUGUCCCGAAUCAGAAUCUAGAUCAAAAUAUUGAAAUGCUCAUACUUCUUCGUACUUAAUCUUAAAACUCAAUAGAUCUAUUAUUUUAUACUGAAAGUUGAUCCUUCGUGAUGGGUACUCAAAAAGACAUUUUGUAAACUUUAGUAUUAAUGAAGCAGAAAUGUAAAUAGUAAAUAUGGUUUAUUAUUGAA